AUGAGCCAAGACCUUAUUCAGUUCAAAGUGACCGGAGUCGUCCAAGGAGUCAAUUUCAGAUAUCAUACUCAAAAAGAGGCCCAGAAACUCGGUCUGAGAGGUCACUGUUAUAACCACGAGGAUCAGAGUGUGCAGGGAGCUGCUGUAGGCCCGUCGCAAAAGAUUGAGGAGUUCCGAAGAUAUCUGGAGAACGGGCCCCCUUCUGCAGAGGUGCAUGGGGUAGAACUCAUCAAGGAGAUUCGUGGUGCUAGCGAUGAUCAAAUACAGGGGGUGAUAGGAAAAGACAGUGGGUUCCAGGUGAAACGAUGA
This is a messenger RNA of Cryptococcus amylolentus CBS 6039, 309 nucleotides long. RefSeq lists its product as hypothetical. NCBI's taxonomy places the organism in Eukaryota, Fungi, Basidiomycota, Tremellomycetes, Tremellales, Cryptococcaceae. The transcript has 5 exons. The record is from RefSeq and is a predicted model, not a curated record. Bases 1 to 309 code for a protein of 102 amino acids. Gene Ontology annotation, molecular function: acylphosphatase activity.